This is a messenger RNA of Zychaea mexicana, 643 nucleotides long. RefSeq lists its product as uncharacterized. Bases 142 to 372 code for a protein of 76 amino acids. The record is from RefSeq and is a predicted model, not a curated record. The transcript has a single exon. Lineage: Eukaryota; Fungi; Mucoromycota; Mucoromycetes; Mucorales; Lichtheimiaceae.
ACAUAUUGAACGUUUACAGAAGGAAGAAACAGUUGAUGGCUGAGGAUGGCAAAUAAUAAUAGGAGACACGUCGGGGUCGGGGGCUAGGGUUUAUUAUGGAUGAUGUAGAAUCAUUGUUUGACCUCCAUACUAUCAAGAAUAAUGACAAAAUUUACAUGCGUUGAAGCGAAAAGUAAAAGCACGUUGUGGAUUUUUGUUGGGUGGCUACUAGAUCCCUCUCCGAUAGCAUAUUGCUCCCCUUCUUCUCCUAUGCACAGGUUAUCGUGCUGCCGCAGUUCUAGACCUGUUUUACCUACUCACGUACUUUAUGUGGCCACAACGAUAAUGGGCCACGUACCAAAAAUAUCAUCUUAUUGGAAGAUACGAAGAUGAUGAGUGCAUUUACGGAAUCUAAAUUUAUCCAAGAAAAAGGAUGCUUUGAUUACAGAGGGGCGACAAUGAGUAGAUCUCCUAUCAUAUUGCAUCUGCAAUUUUUUUUCGUACCGAACAUCUGCUACUAACACUACCCACUUUUUUUGCUGUACCAACUUUAUUAUAUUCCAAGAAUAGUAGCAUUUUUUUACAAUGGGAAAUUUAUUCCUGCAUGUAUACGAACAGACCGGACGAGGGAUGACAAUGAUAAGCACUACACCUUCUUUACGAA